AUGAAUUGUGAGUAUAUGGCGACGUCGAGUCCGGCGAUGUACUACAACCCCCAUCAGAUGCAAAAUGGCUACCUGCCCGACCAUUCCUGGGCCGCCUUGAUGGGCAACCAAGCCCUGUCCGCCGCCUCGGUAAGCCACGCCACCCCCCUCGGCGUGUCCUUCUCCACCCCUACCUCAGCCCCUCUCAUGCCCAGCACUGCUGACCACACCCACGUCCUCAACGAGAAUCUGAUGGCCGCUUCCAUGUACAGAGACCUAGUCCAGUCUCCCUCAACAGCCUCCUGGUCCAGUCCAGCUGUCUCCGUGUCUCAGCACUCCGAAUACCCACCCAGUGGCACCAGUCCACGCACUAGUCCUACUGUCCCAGCCCAGCAACAACCUUACAAAUGGAUGCAGGUGAAACGAGCAGCCCACAAAGCACCAGGUGAGUGUGAACUUUAAGCAAAUUGUUAUUUGAUUGGGGAUUGUAAAAGACGAGGGGGGGGCGAGGAGUCGUAAAUCAUCGAAUGCCAUCCCAAGUUGUUAUCUCUUUCAGUGACCAAACAGAAGAAAACGAUGGAAGAAACGAAUGGAACAAAUCGCACCAACUUCACAAACACUCAGCUCACCGAACUCGAGAAGGAGUUCCAUACUAACAAGUACCUGAACAAGAGCCGUCGGUCAGAGAUCGCGCAGAUGCUGAAGCUGAACGAGACCCAGGUCAAGAUAUGGUUCCAGAACAGACGGAUGAAGGACAAGAAGCGGCAAAAGGAGCAGGAGUUCCUCAACAAGAACCGAUCCCAACGUCAGACCUGGUCGGCGACGAGCUCGGCCACUCGACCCACCUCCAGCGUGUCGUCUUCUGGCGUCUCGAACAGCUCGGAUUCGGCCUCGAACAUAUCGCUCAGCUCCUCGGAUUCCCCCAAAACCUGUCCUCAGUAG
This is a messenger RNA of Bursaphelenchus okinawaensis, 921 nucleotides long. The record is from the annotation of a GenBank genome assembly. Lineage: Eukaryota; Metazoa; Nematoda; Chromadorea; Rhabditida; Aphelenchoididae.